CUCUCUCAUUGCUCCAGUCCCAAAUAAAUAAAGAGUCAGAGAAGGAUGUGGGGGAAAGAGAGAAGUUGCUACUUUAGGAAGAACAAUGUUGAUGCUACCCAACCUUCUUCAUCUCCUGCCUGCUUUUGAGAAUGUGUGAGGAUUAAAAGCGCGUGGCGGCGAUUACACAGGGAUUUCUACACCACAAAAGGAUGCUCAGUUCUCCCUCCUCUCCUGCUGAAGCCACAGAAGAGAGGACUACCGUAGAGAACUUGUCUCCUCCUGUCUCAGCGCUACCUGCCUAACAGUCAGCCGUGCACAGCCACCAGAGGCAAUGACAGCCUUGCUGCUCUAGAGCCCCAUGGAGCGCAGUCCGCCGUUGGAUUCCAUGCUUUGUAGAUUUACAUUCUAAGAAAUACGUUCUUAGAAGCCAAACCGAGAGAAAAUAAAAACUGGCUGCUCACCAGCUCUAUGGUUUUCUGACUCGUCCAAGAUUGUGAUUUUUGGCAUCUGACUAAGAGAUGACCCAAGAACAGUGCACUCAUAGGAACAAUGUCCAGAGCUCAGAGAAACCACACGUGUACAAAGUGGGGAUUUAUGGCUGGCGGAAACGUUGCCUCUACUUCUUUGUGCUCCUGUUAAUGAUCCUGAUCCUGGUCAACCUCGCUUUAACCAUCUGGAUACUAAAGGUCAUGAACUUCACCAUUGAUGGUAUGGGCAAUUUAAGAAUAACGGAGAAGGGCCUGAAACUGGAGGGGGACUCUGAGUUUCUUCAACCUCUGUAUGCUAAAGAAAUUCAGUCGAGAUCAGGCAGCCCACUGUUACUGCAAUCCUCCAAAAAUGUGUCCAUCAAUAUCCUCAAUGGGAAGAAUCAGCUGGUCACACAACUUAUUGCAGGAUCCAGUGGAGUGCGUGCUCGAGGGAAGAUGUUGGAAGUGAAAUCUAGCACAGGGAAGCUGCUGUUCUCUGCUGAUGAUCAGGAGGUGGUGGUGGGAGCAGAGAGGCUACGGGUGACAGGUGCCGAGGGAGCCGUGUUCAGCAACUCUGUGGAGACGCCACACGUCAGGGCCGAGCCCUUCAAAGAGCUACGGCUGGAGUCUCCCACGCGGUCUCUGUACAUGGAGGCCCCUAAAGGAAUCCAGAUCCUAGCAGAGGCAGGGGACAUCCAGGCCACGUGUAGAAGUGACCUACGCCUGGAGUCCAAAGACGGAGAGAUCAAUCUGGACGCACGGAGGAUCAGGCUGCUGCGUCUGCCGGAGGGCAAGGCCUCUCCAUCGGGAACCACCUCCAGACAAACUGUCUAUGAGGUGUGCGUCUGUCCCAAUGGAAAACUCUUCCUCUCACAGGCCGGGAAAGGCUCCACCUGCCAGAUCAGCAACAACGUCUGCCUCUAGAACACAUACACACACAAAAAUAUGCACACACACACACACACACAGAAACAUUUGCACGCACACACACAAGCACUAAAACAUACACACACAUACAUGUAUACUGAAACACACGCACACAUUGAA
Oncorhynchus gorbuscha (pink salmon) is the source of this 1496-nucleotide messenger RNA. Its product is annotated as delta-sarcoglycan-like. Lineage: Eukaryota; Metazoa; Chordata; Actinopteri; Salmoniformes; Salmonidae. Bases 501 to 1373 code for a protein of 290 amino acids. The transcript is spliced from 8 exons. The record is from RefSeq and is a predicted model, not a curated record. Gene Ontology annotation, cellular component: sarcolemma; sarcoglycan complex. Gene Ontology annotation, biological process: heart contraction; cardiac muscle tissue development.